AACUACACUCACUUUUUCCAAUGCAAAGAUAUAUUCUGUUCCUCAGCACCAUCCCCCCGGAGCAGCAGGUGGAGGCCGACGAGCUGGCAGCGUCGCUCUCUGAGCUGCAGACCACCACCACGCACAAGUUCCAGGAAUCGAACGUGGCAAAUGAAGUCAUCGCGGAGUUGAAAAGCAAGAAUGCAGAGAAGACUCAGAAACUGACCCAGGUGAAGGUGGACGUCAGCAACCUGAAGGAAGACGUCAGUAAACUCAGGUCUCAGAUCGUGCAGUCUCCGGAGGAGCUGAAGAGUCAGAUGGAGAGGAUGAGGGAGAACGUGAAGACCAUCAAGUGCACCAUCGAGGACACGGACGGGCGGGUGGUGGAGCUGCAGAGCAUGAUGCAGAGCGUGACUCACACGGAGGCUAAGCUCCAGCAGAUGUUCAACCUGCUGCAGGACCUGGAGAGCAGCAUGACCAACAGCAAGCAGCGGGAGCAGGAGCACCAGGCGCUGAUAGCUCAAUACGAGAAGAAGCUGAAGGAGUUGAAGAACCUGUGCAGCGAGGAGGGUCAGCUGAAGAGAACUCUGGGCAUGAAGCUGGACAAAGAGUCCAAACUGAACAUCCGGAGGCAGAAGAAGAAGGAGAUGAAGGAGCACCAUGCGCAGGAAGUGCUGGGGGAGUACAACCACAUCCAUCAGAAGCGCGAGGAGAUGGCCGAUAAGAUCCAGGAGAUCUCCAGCGAGACGCAGGAGCUGAAGGCCAAGAUCCGGAGUCUGAGGGACGUGUGCAGCGAAGAGACCAAGAAGGCUCAGGCUCUGUACGACACGCUCUCCACGGCAAUGGACGCAAUGCACCGGAGGAUCGACGUGCAAACGGCCAACCUGAAGCAGGGCCUUGCAAAGAUGUCCGCUAGCUUAAAGAAAUAACUUUAAUAAACUUUAUUCAUUGUUAUACUUCUGGUUCUCUGUUAUACUUCUGGUUCUCUCUGUGUGUGUUUUUUAGUCUUCUAUCCUCGUCACCUUUUCUGUUAAACAUGUGUUAAUAAAUCUAUUGAGUUCA
This is a messenger RNA of Gymnodraco acuticeps, 1041 nucleotides long. Its product is annotated as kinetochore protein Nuf2-like. The record is from RefSeq and is a predicted model, not a curated record. Bases 21 to 908 code for a protein of 295 amino acids. Lineage: Eukaryota; Metazoa; Chordata; Actinopteri; Perciformes; Bathydraconidae. The transcript has 7 exons.